GUCGCGGUCGCACGAGUGACAGUUAGCGAAAAGUGAUCAGCUCGCGGUAGACGACCCGGAGUUCCGCGUGUUUGCCGAUCGAUCGGUUGAUUGGCCUAUUUCAAAAAAAAAAGUGCAAAUUCUUUAUUGGUCCCCUUCCGGUGAUAUCCGUUGUUUGAGGUGGGAUAGAUUCGAGUUCAAGCCGGAAGCAAAGUUGGUUUGUGAAAAUGUUGCAAGUUUACCUGAAGAAUAGCUGGGUGCUGACGAAAACGUUCAAAUUGUUGACGUUUUUUUCGCCCAUCACUCUUAUUCUGACGACUACGAUCCUUGGUGCGAUCUAUGUGUACAAUAAGCGGAGAGCUCGGGUGGUGAAGUUGAUAGAAAAAAUUCCCGGACCUGCUAGUAUGCCGUUUUUGGGAAAUAGUUUGCACAUCAACGUGGAUCAUGACGAAAUAUUCAACCGCAUUAUAUCAAUCCGUAAACUGUAUGGGCGCCACCAGGGCUUCAGUCGUGCAUGGAAUGGACCAAUGCCUUAUGUAAUGAUCUCGAAAGCUAGUGCCGUUGAGCCAAUCCUCGGCAGCCCAAAACACAUCGAGAAGAGUCACGACUAUGAAUUCCUGAAACCAUGGCUCGGCACGGGUCUGCUCACAAGCCAAGGUCAAAAGUGGCAUCCACGGCGAAAGAUUCUCACCCCAGCUUUUCACUUCAAGAUAUUGGACGACUUCGUGGACAUUUUUCAGGAACAGAGCGCGGUGCUAGUGAAGCGACUAGAGCGAGAACUUGGCAAUGAAACAGGAUUUAACUGUUUCCCGUACGUGACCCUGUGUGCGUUGGAUAUCGUGUGUGAAACUGCUAUGGGACGGCUGGUGAACGCUCAAAUGAACUCCGAUUCGGACUACGUUAAGGCUGUCUAUCAAAUAGGUAGCAUCGUCCAGAAUCGUCAGCAAAGGAUAUGGCUCCAGCCGGACUUUAUUUUCAAACGAACUGAAGGCUACCGUAAUCACCAACGAUGUCUCGCCAUCCUGCACGAGUUUUCCAACCGAGUGAUCCGCGAACGCAAAGAAGAAAUAACCAAGCAAAAACAGUCAAACAACAACCCAAGCGAGAGUUCAGCGGAAGCCAACUCCACCCUAGAUGGAAACAACAACCCCGAAGAAUUUGGCCGUAAAAAGCGUCUCGCUUUCCUGGACCUGUUGAUCGAAGCAUCCCAAGAUGGCGCCGUGCUAUCCAACGAGGACAUCCGCGAAGAGGUUGACACCUUCAUGUUCGAAGGCCAUGACACCACCUCAGCUGCCAUCUCGUGGAUACUGCUUCUUCUGGGAGCUGAGCCAGCCAUCCAGGAUCGUAUCGUAGAGGAAAUCGAUCGGAUUAUGGACGGCGAUCGGGAACGAUUUCCAACGAUGAAAGAACUGAACGAAAUGAAGUACCUCGAGUGCUGCAUCAAGGAAGGUCUCCGAUUGUACCCGAGCGUUCCGUUGAUUGCCAGGAAGCUGACCGAAGACGUCCAGAUUGAAGAGUACACUAUCCCUGCCGGUACGACAGCGAUGAUUGUGGUCUAUCAGCUGCACAGGAAUCCGGAGGUGUUCCCCAACCCGGACAAGUUUAAUCCGGAUAAUUUUCUGCCGGAGAACUGUCGCGGGCGGCACCCGUACGCGUACAUCCCGUUCAGUGCGGGACCGCGAAACUGCAUCGGGCAGAAGUUUGCCGUGCUGGAGGAGAAAUCGAUUAUUUCGGCCGUGCUGCGAAAGUACCGCAUAGAGGCGGUAGAUCGAAGGGAGAAUCUUACCCUGCUUGGGGAACUGAUUCUGAGACCGAAGGAUGGCUUGCGGAUAAAGAUUAGUCGACGGGAAUGAAAAAUUUGUGUCGGUUUUAAUUUUAAUCACUGUUUAGGUUUAUUUUAUGAAAUAUAUGGUGUAUAAAUUGUGUAUGAUUUUCAAUGUCAUCGUUUCUUAUACGGAUGCAGCACUAGUACAGGAAUUAGAACCAUCCGUUAUUAUGUAAUCCAUAGAG
Molecule: messenger RNA, 1989 nt
Organism: Topomyia yanbarensis
Lineage: Eukaryota; Metazoa; Arthropoda; Insecta; Diptera; Culicidae
Product: cytochrome P450 4c3-like
Exons: 5
Coding region: 207-1832 (541 amino acids)
Molecular function (GO): monooxygenase activity; oxidoreductase activity, acting on paired donors, with incorporation or reduction of molecular oxygen; iron ion binding
Source: RefSeq, a predicted model, not a curated record